CCAGUCAAUAGUCUUUGUCGACGCCCCAAAUUUCUCCGCAGACAAAGAUGGUUCCUGUGGUGUUAAAAAACUUCGAUGAACAGAAAGAACCUCCGAUUCAAAGAUCAUAAGCCUGCCAAUAAAAGCGUUCACAAGAAACCUUUGACCAAGCAAGCAGAUUGGAGCAGCUGUGCAGCCUCCUUUAGAAUAUACAAGGCCUGCUUAGAAUAUGCGAGGCCUGCUUGGAAGAUGUCCGACCUCAGAAAGAUGUGGCUAGUUUAGUAAUCUGACCUGUUCUGCGACAGCCCCUUGCAAGCAGCCACACUCUUGCCUCCCCAUGAAACAAAAUGCUUUUAUUCAUCAACAGAUAUUUCAGGAGGCCAUCAGAGGGUACUGGAAGAAGAAGAAACAAAGGGCAGCUCAAAGAAGAAGGGGAGAAGAAGAUGGAGAUGCUGUCCCUUUGUGCCGGGGAGGCCUCCCAUCCUUGUGCCCAUGGCUGUCUUGCAGCACCUUUGCGAAGCCUGAUGGAGCCUAGCAAACCCAAGCAGCGGCCGACCACCACAACCAGGAUCUCCAGAUCCAAUUUUGCCAAGUCCACCACUUCAUUUCUGUUCCCAAACACCCACUUCACCAACCAUGAGUCACUCCCUUCCCUGCAUGAUGCCUUCUCCAGCUUCUCCGCAGCAUAUCCACAGUACACCGAGACCCAACAAGCAGACCACAUCAGAGACAGAGAAUACCAUCACCUCAUGAAUCAUGUCUGCCUCGAUUACACCGGGUUCAACCUCUUCUCCCGUGCACAAAUGCGCUCCUCUGUGGCAUCCUCGUCUUCGGGCUCUCCGCCCUCGGCCCUCCUGCAGCCCCCUUUCUUCCACAUCUCUUACAAGUCGGCCAGCCUCAAGUCUCAUGUGCUGUAUGGGAACCAAGAGACGGUCCUAGAAUCUGCAAUCAGAAGAAGGAUUAUGGAUGUCCUCAACGUAUCGGAUGAAGAAUACUCUAUGGUCUGUACUGCCAACAGGACUACUGCUUUCAGGCUUUUGGCAGAAUCUUACCCCUUUCACUCCAACAAGAGGCUGCUCACUGUGUAUGACUAUGAGAGUGAGGCAGUCAGUGCAAUGGCAGAAAGCGCCCAGAAGAAAGGAGCCAAACUCAUAUCUGCUAGCUUUACCUGGCCAAGCCUGAGGAUUCACUCAGCCAGAUUGAGAAAGAAGGUGAGCAAGAGAAAGAAGAAAAGGCGAGGCCUGUUCGUGUUCCCACUCCAAUCCAGGAUGACCGGGGCCAGAUACCCUUACCUAUGGAUGGCCAUGGCGCAGGAAAAUGGGUGGCAUGUGGUGCUUGAUGCAUGCGCAUUAGGGCCCAAGGACAUGGACACCCUGGGACUCUCCUUGAUCAAGCCAGACUUCAUCAUCUGCUCUUUCUUCAAAGUAUUUGGUGAAAACCCAUCUGGUUUUGCUGGCCUUUUCAUCAAAAAGUCCAGCAGCGCAGUCUUGGAGACCUCGGCGAUUGCUAAGAGUAUUGGGGUUGUGAGCAUUGUCCCAGCAAGAGGCCUGUCUCAACUGCCAGAUGAUUACUCUGGUACUGACUUGGAGGCCCAAUCUUCUAAGUUCCAAUUAGAAGAGGAUGAUGCAGAAACCACCAGUUCAUUCUCUGGUCCAAUACCUACCCGCAUCUGCAAUGGUUCUUCUCAUGCAGAUAACGGGUUGGCUGAAAACCCUUCGAGUGUUAAACAGACUCAGAUCAAGAGAUUUGAGCAGGGUGAGACUUCCCAAAUACGCGGACAAAUGGUUAGCAAAGAAGAAGAAGAAAAUGCAGAACAAUCGGCAGAGAUUGUACAGUUAGAAGAUGGUAACUCUGUUCAAGUAGAGAGGACUACAACAAACAGAGAAGCAGAUAAGAGCAUGGAGAUUGAAUGCAGAGGAUUAGACCAUGCAGACUCCUUGGGUCUGAUACUCAUCAGUAGCAGACUGAGAUACAUCACUAACUGGUUAGUUAUUGCACUGAUAAAGCUCCGGCAUCCUCACUCGGAGAAUGGUCCUGCUUUGGUUAGGAUCUAUGGGCCAAGAAUAAAAUUUGACAGGGGACCUGCAAUAGCAUUCAAUGUGUUUGAUUGGAAAGGAGAAAAAGUGGAGCCUGCACUUGUCCAGAAGCUAGCUGAUAGAAGCAACAUUUCUCUUAGUUGUGGGUUCAUACACAACAUCUGGUUCUCGGAUAAAUACGAAGCGGAGAAGGAUGCAGUCUUGGAAAGAAAGGUCAGUGAAAUAACAGUAGCCAGUAAAAGGAAAGAGAGCAUUGAUCUAGGAAUAAAUGUUGUAAAUGCUUCACUUGGUUACCUAACUAAUUUUGAAGAUGCUUACAAACUUUGGGCUUUUAUUGCCAAGUUCCUGGAUGCAGAUUUUGUUGAGAAGGAGAGGUGGAGAUACAUGGCUCUCAACCAGAAAGUGAUUGAGGUUUAAAUGAGACCUCAAGUUAUCCAUGUUUGACUGUGAUUUCUGCUGGAUAUUUUCAAAUAGAACAUUCAAAAUUCUUUCAGCAUUGAACCAUUCAUGUGUAGACUAUGUAAGGGUUGAUGUUUUAUUCGACAUAAUGUCAGCUAUUCAUUUAUUCUUUGUCCGAGAAGGGCAGUUAUUAUAUCAAUGGCCAUUAUUACAACUGAAUUACAUGCACCACAA
Molecule: messenger RNA, 2648 nt
Organism: Elaeis guineensis (African oil palm)
Lineage: Eukaryota; Viridiplantae; Streptophyta; Magnoliopsida; Arecales; Arecaceae
Source: RefSeq, a predicted model, not a curated record